This is a messenger RNA of Tribolium castaneum (red flour beetle), 1209 nucleotides long. RefSeq names its product cyclic GMP-AMP synthase-like receptor. Bases 274 to 924 code for a protein of 216 amino acids. NCBI's taxonomy places the organism in Eukaryota, Metazoa, Arthropoda, Insecta, Coleoptera, Tenebrionidae. The record is from RefSeq and is a predicted model, not a curated record. The transcript is spliced from 6 exons.
GACUCAUCAGUUCAGCGAUAAUGUUAGAACUAUCUCGAAUGUGUUGUUAAAUUAUAAUGUUAAAACGCCCUUGAAAAUUGUUUAUUUUCCUUCAGUUCGACUUGUAACUUUGACCAAAUAAGUGAUCAGCUGAACAAUGAAGAACAAGAAGAAUUCUCUGGAAUUGAAAAAGGUUUAAUCGAAGCAAAUCAACGUUACAUUCAAUGGAACCGACAAGAGAAUCAUUGGACCAAAAUCAAGGUUAUAAAAAAAGUGAAAAAAAUCGUAAAUCUUAUGAAGAAAAAAUCACCGGCGUUCAAAAACUUGAAGCCGAAAAUUUUUGGCAGUGGUAGCAGUUUUGAGGGGUUAAAGGUUGGCCAACCUGGCGAAUUUGACAUUGAUGUUUUACUCACUUUGCCCGAAGAAACCCAACCUGUUGUAAAACCAAGUAAUGUCCCAGGUUUCGUGCAAUUGCAACUUCCAGGUUUCGAUAAAUUGACCAAAACGGAUCCAGAGUUACACAAAGUGAUGUGCAAGUUUGUCGACAAUCAAAAUUACUUGCUCACAACCCAGAUGAAAUCAUCCUUCAUGCAAAGUAUUUUUGACAAAACUUUCCCAAUGAGUGGUCGCCAAAAGAUCACAAGAGUGCAAAGUCAAGGACCGGCGUUAACUUUGACUAUUGAAGGUUUCAAUAUAAGUGUUUUAGUCGAUUUAGUGCCUUGUUUUAUUCUUCCAGAACGUGAUGAUUUUUUUCUCGUUCCUAAAGAACCAAAACGUGAACACUCCCACCUUGCGAGGUACUGGCGAUUGUCGUUCCAGAAGCAAGAAAGGGAACUAAUGUUUGACAAAAACUGGAUGAAACCAACAAUUCGAGUCAUGAAGUGUAUGAGGGAUCAUUUGAAGCACAAAGUUUCAAGUUAUGCAAUUAAAACAGUUUUUUUCUAGCAAAAUCGAAUAACUCCCGAUUUGUGGAAAGGUCCUCUUAGUUAUACUUUAGUCUAUAUGUUGGAGCGAUAUUUACGUUUUUUGGAAAAUAAAAAAAUUCCGUAUUUUUGGAACAGAAAGUUAGACCUUUUGGACAAUUUAACAGUUUCGCAAAAGGAACAGUGUGAGGGAGAUGUUAGAAGGAUGCUUGAUGAUAUAAAAAAAAAUCCAACUGCUGAAACUAUUCUUAAAUAUUGUAAAUGAUUCUGUGUUAUUUUAUUAAAUAUUUUGUCUUUCACAAACAAA